Molecule: messenger RNA, 558 nt
Organism: Penicillium salamii
Lineage: Eukaryota; Fungi; Ascomycota; Eurotiomycetes; Eurotiales; Aspergillaceae
Source: the annotation of a GenBank genome assembly
AUGGCGCCCCUGACCUUCGUGACGGGAAAUCCCAACAAGGUGAUUGAAGUAAAUGCAAUUAUAGGCAAUGCAAUCUCCAUUCAGCCCCUUGCACUUGACAUCCCUGAGAUCCAGGGGACAUUGACAGAGAUUGCGAGCGAUAAAUGCCGACGUGCUGCUCAUAUUAUCAAUGGACCUGUCUUAGUUGAAGACUCGGCCUUGGAAUUCCGGGCUAUGAAAGGACUACCUGGUCCUUACAUUAAAUAUUUUCUUGAGUCACUGGGAAAUGACGGGCUAAACAAGUUGUUGGAUCCCUAUGAGGACAAGCAUGCAGAAGCUGUAUGCACAUUUGCAUUUUCAUCGGGGCCGGAUAUGGAUCCUUUGGUAUUCCAAGGAAGAUUAGACGGCAAAAUCGUACCUGCGCGAGGUCCACCUAUAUUUGGCUGGGAACCCAUUUUCGAACAUAACGGAGAGACUCUCGCUGAAAUGGAACAUGACAAAAAGAACAAAUUGUCUCAUCGGUACAAAGCGCUGGUUAAAUUCCAGGAGUGGCUUAGCCAAACGAAAUUCGCGUUAUGA